Molecule: messenger RNA, 3287 nt
Organism: Tupaia belangeri chinensis (Chinese tree shrew)
Lineage: Eukaryota; Metazoa; Chordata; Mammalia; Scandentia; Tupaiidae
Gene: RUBCNL
Product: rubicon like autophagy enhancer
Exons: 14
Coding region: 823-2811 (662 amino acids)
Biological process (GO): autophagosome maturation; autophagosome-endosome fusion; autophagosome-lysosome fusion
Cellular component (GO): intracellular membrane-bounded organelle; autophagosome membrane
Molecular function (GO): phosphatidylinositol phosphate binding
Source: RefSeq, a predicted model, not a curated record
GACCCUCAAAUUAAAAAGCUCAAAAACUUCUCAGAAUAAUUGCCCUAUGUACUUUCUUUUGGUCUCUUUGAACUUGUAUCUUAUCACUAUAAACACUGGGUGAGAAAAUUUCAGUCUUUAGGAAUCAUGGAUUCACUUCUAUCCCUGCAUGAAUAAUCUUGCCUGAUAAGUAGUACAGUUGUUAUUUACCACAGAUGUGUCUUUUCUCUGACUCUUGACUUCAUUUUCACAUCAUUGGAUUUGCUCUGUAAACAUUCUUAGAGUCCCUGUAUGCAACUCUAGGUAUGGCGAUGUGACUUGGCAGAGAACAAAGGCCCUGCUCUUUUGCCCUCAUGGAGCUUAUAGUCUGGCAACGGUGGGAUCUAGGAAGACUGACAGUAAGGAGCUAGCAAAUAUCAGGAAGUGAGCACUACUGUGAAGAAAACUAACCAGGGUGAUGUGAUAAAAAGUGAGUGAGGAACUACCUUAAGAGACAUGAUUAGGAAAGACUUCUUUGAGGAAGUAAUUCAUAAGCCAAGGCAAAAAUGACAGGAAAGAGACAGAAGCAUGAUCAUUUGGGGGAAAAGCAUUACAAGCAGAAAAGAGCCCUGGGUGGGAAAAAGCUUAGAAGAUUGAAGAGCUUGCUCUGAAGACAGACAAAGAUACGUGAUAGAGGUCUGCAGGGACAGCAUCAUGUCAGACCUUCAGGACAAGAUAAGCUCUCCAGACUCCCAGCUGGCUAUGUGAAGAAUUUCAGGCUCUAAUUAAAUAGUACAAACAACUAUCACAUAACUCUUCCUACCUGUUUUGGGAUGGAUUCACAACAACCCUGAGCCUGGGAAAAUGGUAUCCCAGUCUAUAGGUCAGCAAGAUUCUCCCGUGGACACUUGGGAAAGUAUCAGCCAUGACUCUGGUACCAUUAAUAGUUUGCCGGGCCUUCUGGACACUCACCACUCCACUUGCCAAUUAGACAUCAGGGUCAUGAGGCACAAAGCUGCCUGGAUUAACCCCCAGGAUGUGCAGCAAGAACUGGAGGAUUGUUCCCCCCAGCUGUCAACAGCAGGGACCAAUGAGAACCACUUUGGAAAAGAUGCCGACUCUUCCUCGGGCCUUUCACCCUGGUCCCCUGGGGACUCCCUGGGAGAGACACCACUGUCUAAGGAUACCACGGACUUCACUGGCAGUGCCUUCACCUGCAGCUCAGGUGGAAAGAGUAGUGACUCCUCUUUGACCACCACAGAAGAGCAGGUGGUGCUCUCAGGGCACCUGCCUCAGGUACCUCUGCUCACUAACCCUGAGAGCACUUCCCCACAUCUGGAGGCUGAUCGUAGUUUAUUCAAUCCUUCCCACCUGGCAGCCUCUGCAGAUGAAGGUGCUGUUACAGUUGGUGGAAGAAGCAUUUCUUUGAAUUCCUUCUCACCAGAGGCAUUUGUGCUGCCUGUUGAUAUAGAAAAGGAAAAUGCUCACUUUUAUGUUGCAGAUAUGAUUAUAUCAGCAAUGGAGAAAAUGAAGUGUAACAUCCUGACUCAACAGCAGACAGAGAGUUGGAGUAAAGAAGAGGCCAGUGGAUCAGCUGGGAAUGAUCAAGUUGACUCUGACGUGACCUUAUAUACCAACAUAAAGCAAGAAUCUGGAUCAUCCACUUCUUCAGACAGUGGCUAUGAAGGUUAUGCUGUGUUGCAGGUCAGCCCAAUGGCUGAAACACCUACUGACUCUCCUGUGGUGAAAGGGGCCUGCAAAUACGACUUCUUUGAAUUUGUUAAUUUAGGGUUUGGCGAGUUUAACGAUAUUACAGAAACCUGUAGGUGUUCCUGCAGUUCCUCUAAGAGUGUCACUUAUGAGCCAGACUUCAAUUCUGCCGAGCUAUUAGCCAAAGAGUUGUAUCGUGUAUUCCGGAAGUGUUGGAUGUUGUCAGUAGUUAAUUAUCAGCUGGCGGGUUCCCUGAAUGCAGCUGGUUCAAUAGUGGUUAAUGAAGAACGUGUGCAAAAAGACUUUGAAUCCAGUAUGCAUGUAGUACAGGAAAUUAAGUUUAAGUCUAGGAUCCGGGGGACUGAAGAUUGGGCUCCUCCUAGAUUUCAAAUCAUAUUUAAUGUUCAUCCACCACUCAAGAGGGACCUGGUGGUAGCAGCUCAGAAUUUCUUCUGCGCUGGCUGUGGAACUCCAAUAGAGCCUAAGUUUGUGAAGAGGCUCCGGUACUGUGAAUACCUGGGGAAGUAUUUCUGCUACUGUUGCCACUCAUAUGCGGAGUCUUGCAUCCCUGCCCGGAUCCUGAUGAUGUGGGACUUCAAGAAGUACUAUGUCAGCAACUUUUCCAAACAGCUGCUUGACAGCAUUUGGCACCAUCCUAUUUUCAAUUUGUUGAGCAUCAGCCAAAGCCUGUACACAAAAGCCAAGGAACUAGACAGAGUGAAGGAAAUUCAGGAGCAGCUUUUUCAUAUCAAGAAGCUGUUGAAGACCUGCAGGUUCGCUGACAGUGCAUUAAAGGAGUUUGAGCAGGUGCCAAGACACUUGACUGAUGAGCUCCACCUGUUCUCCCUGGAGGACCUGGUCAGGAUCAAGAAAGGGCUGCUGGCAUCCUCACUCAAGGACAUUCUGAAAACUUCCCUUGCACACGUAGCAGGCUGCGAGCUGUGUCAAGGAAAGGGCUUUAUUUGUGAAUUUUGUCAGAGUACGACUGUCAUCUUCCCAUUUCAGACCACAACAUGUAGAAGAUGUUCAGUGUGCAGGGCUUGUUUUCACAAGCAGUGCUUCCAGUCCUCCAAGUGUCCCCGGUGUGCAAGGAUCACAGCUAGGAGACAACUUUUGGAAAGUUUGCCCUCGGAGACAACAUGAUGCCCUGAGUGUUGUGAAAAAAUUGUUCAACAUACCUGACAAUAGUACUGAUUUGCGUGUAUUACUGAUAACGUGGUUUCAGAUUCCGGGUAUUGUACAUUGAGAAAAAAGAUGGACAAUAUUCUGUUUAUUGUAUAUAGUUUGUGUUUUGAAAGAAGACAGAUUCUUUGUUAUUAAGCAAAGGGGUAUUACUAGUGCUUUUGUUUACAAAAGUUCAGUGAUUUUGCUGCUACUCAGGUUUUUCUUAAGAUAUAUACAUAUAUGUAUAUAUAUAUGUAUACUUCUUAAAUCGUAUUUUAAUGGUUGUAUUUAGUUCAAGUUGGAACCUUUUUUAAAUGAGUUGUAACUGACAAGAUGAAUUACUUAGCAGUUUUUCCUUUUUCUUUUCUUUUCUUUUUUUUUGAGAGGUUUUCUCGCUAUUGGGCGCGUGUGCUUGCCAGACAGAGAGAGACAGAGAGACAGAAAGGGAGAAAUCA